Messenger RNA from Maniola jurtina (meadow brown), 1134 nucleotides. RefSeq names its product alpha/beta hydrolase domain-containing protein 17B. The record is from RefSeq and is a predicted model, not a curated record. Gene Ontology annotation, cellular component: endosome membrane; plasma membrane. Gene Ontology annotation, biological process: protein depalmitoylation. The coding region runs from base 96 to 959 and encodes 287 amino acids. NCBI's taxonomy places the organism in Eukaryota, Metazoa, Arthropoda, Insecta, Lepidoptera, Nymphalidae. Gene Ontology annotation, molecular function: palmitoyl-(protein) hydrolase activity. The transcript is spliced from 5 exons.
UCUGUGGUUAAUUUAUAAAAAAUGGCUGAAAUGUUGUCUAACUGUCAAAAUCAGUGAAAUUCGUGUAAAACAGUGAAAUUUCUUUUAUUUUCGCAAUGACCUUUAAUUCUUUCAGUGAACUCUGUUGCCUGUUUUGUUGUCCGCCAUGCCCAGGGAAAAUCGCGGCUAAGCUUGCAUUCCUGCCCCCCGAACCCACGUAUUCAUUCACACCUGAUGAGACUGGAUCCAAAUUCUCGUUAACCCUUACGGAAAGAGCGGAAUGGCAGUAUUCGGAACGCGAAAAAGAAAGCAUCGAGGGCUUCUAUUCGAGAACGUCGAGAGGCAAUAGAAUAGCUUGCCUCUUUGUUCGUUGCAGCCCCAACGCUCGGUUCACGAUAUUGUUUUCUCACGGAAACGCUGUAGAUCUGGGACAGAUGAGUAGUUUUUAUUUAGGAUUAGGUACUAGGAUAAAUUGUAACAUAUUCAGCUAUGACUAUUCCGGCUAUGGUGCAAGUGGUGGAAAGCCGUCGGAGAAAAAUCUAUAUGCAGACAUCGAUGCUGCGUGGCAAGCUUUACGAACGCGAUAUGGUAUUAGCCCAGAGAACAUUAUAUUGUAUGGACAAAGCAUCGGCACAGUGCCUACAGUGGAUUUGGCAGCACGUUAUGAGGUUGGGGCAGUAGUGCUGCAUUCUCCUCUAAUGUCUGGCAUGCGUGUGGCCUUCCCCAACACUAAGAGGACGUGGUUCUUUGAUGCCUUUCCUAGCAUUGAUAAAAUUCCCAAAGUGACCUCUCCAGUUCUUGUAAUCCAUGGAACUGAAGAUGAGGUAAUAGACUUCUCCCACGGUCUCGCCAUAUAUGAGAGGUGCCCACGUGCAGUGGAACCGUUAUGGGUGGAGGGGGCAGGACAUAAUGAUGUGGAGCUUUUUAAUCAAUAUUUAGAAAGACUGAAACGUUUCGUUUCAGUAGAAUUGCUCAACUGACAAAGACUGCCGGCCACAGGCCAGACGACUCAAGGAGAAGAACAAAAUCCCGCGUCGACGCUGAGCUCCGGAACUUCGAGUUCGGCGACCGAGAGGCUCCUCUAGCUAGCGGGGGCCGGGCCCAGCAGGGCCGGCCCCGAAAAAAACUGCGUCAAUCUCGACGGCGCCGCCGGCC